Penicillium taxi is the source of this 1416-nucleotide messenger RNA. Its product is annotated as putative aspartate-tRNA ligase. Gene Ontology annotation, cellular component: cytosol; aminoacyl-tRNA synthetase multienzyme complex; cytoplasm. Lineage: Eukaryota; Fungi; Ascomycota; Eurotiomycetes; Eurotiales; Aspergillaceae. The transcript has 3 exons. The coding region runs from base 1 to 1416 and encodes 471 amino acids. Gene Ontology annotation, molecular function: RNA binding; ATP binding; aspartate-tRNA ligase activity. Gene Ontology annotation, biological process: aspartyl-tRNA aminoacylation. The record is from RefSeq and is a predicted model, not a curated record.
AUGAAUGAGACAGGCCCAUUCGCUCACGAUAUGAAAGGGCAGAAACUGAGCUUUGAUGCUAGGAUUGAUUCAGUCUUCCAAUUUGAGCAUCUCAAACUGAUGCACUUGGGGCUUCGAGUUCAGAACAAGUCACUGGCAGCUAUUAUCAGUACCAGCUCUGUUCCAAAGGCGACAUGGGACACGGCACAGAAGCUGACCACCGAGUCCAUCAUCAGGGUCACAGGCUACGUCGCUCCACAGGCCAGCGAUAAUGGCGAAGCCAGUGAAAAUGCUGCGCAUGUAAUAGUCUAUGUGUCGGGCUUAGAUGUCAUUGCCUGGGCGUCUCCAGACCUGCCUUCAUCCUCAUCCUACAGAAGAGAAAUGCUGUCCCGCGUUGGCCUUGAGGAACGACUCAGUAAUCGCAUCCUUGAUGUGCGAUACGCCGCAUCCGGGGCAAUUUUCAAGCUCCACUCAGGGAUGUGCCAGCUAAUUGUCGAAUUCCUUUGCUCAAACAACUUCCAGUGGAUUCAUACCCCGCGUAUUAUAACUGCCACGGUCCCAGGGGAUAACGAGUACUUUCACCUGCCAUAUUUUGGCCAGGACGCAUGGCUAGCCCAGAGCUCGCAGCAACACAAGCAGAUGGCCCUUUCUAUGGACAUGGAGCGUGUAUUUGAGAUCGGUCCUGUAUUUCGAGCUGAAGUCAAGUCUAGUGAUUCUGCUAGGCAUCUGACUGAGUUUACCGUUCUGGAUAUAGCCAUGACCUUCUAUGAAGACUACCACGAGGUGGUUGACUUGCUUGAAUCCAUGCUGUUAUUUAUCUUCAGGGAACUCCAGGGACGCAAACAGUACAAGCAGCAUAUCGAGGCUGUUCAAAGGCUCUAUCCUUGUGGCCGGCCGUUACGAGUGGGCUUCAACAAACAUGGCAAAGUACCGCGCAUCACUUUUACAGAAGCCAAACGCAUCCUAAGGGAGGAUAUGAACCUCGAAUCUGAUGAUAGCAAGAACUUUACCGAACAAGAGGAGGCUGACCUCGGCCGCCACUUCCGCGACUCUCCUCAUCGUGGAAGCACGGACAUCUUCACCAUCGAUCAAUACCCUGCAUCUAUGCGUCAGUUUAACUCAAAGGCCAACCCCAACGCCCCAGAGUUCUCGAAUACAUGGGACAUCAUAGUCAGUGGACGGGAAAUCUGCUCUGGUAGUCAGCGUAUCCACUCAUACCACGAGAUGUGCGAAGCCAUGCGUGCCGGAGUGUGUGGCCCACCACUGGAUCCUGAGGCCAAGCAGUGGCAGCCGUAUCUGGAUGCAUUCAGGGCCGGCAUGCCGCCACACGGUGGUUGUGGACUGGGCGUAAAUAGACUGCUGCAGAGCUUCCUGGGACUGGAUGAUGUGCGCGAGACUACGCUGUUUCCGAGAGAUGUGAAUAGAUUGAGGCCUUAA